Messenger RNA from Lachnellula hyalina, 1467 nucleotides. Its product is annotated as putative MFS-type transporter protein. The record is from RefSeq and is a predicted model, not a curated record. The transcript has 3 exons. The coding region runs from base 1 to 1467 and encodes 488 amino acids. Gene Ontology annotation, biological process: transmembrane transport. Lineage: Eukaryota; Fungi; Ascomycota; Leotiomycetes; Helotiales; Lachnaceae. Gene Ontology annotation, molecular function: transmembrane transporter activity.
AUGAUUACAAGAGCCGGUCUCUAUACUUUCAUCUAUGGAGAGAGAGUCGGAGAUGCUGCAGCCCCUCCCUUUUUGAAGUUUCGUUCCUCUAAUGCUUUGAUCAUUGCUACUAUUGCCAUUGCUGUCUUCACUGAUAUAUUUCUCUAUUCUUUGGUAGUUCCUGUGUUGCCUUUUGCCUUGACGGUCAGGGCAGGGGUCGAAGAGAAAGAUGUUCAGAGAUGGACUUCGGUAUUUCUAAGUGUCUAUGGAGCUGCUUUGGCGAUUGGAAGCCCAAUCUUUGGGUGGCUCGCAGAUAGAUCUAGUUCCCGGAGAAUGCCCCUCCUUUUGGGCCUGCUCGCUCUUGGCGGAUCUACAGCAAUGCUUACAGCUGGGAGUUCUCUUGGCGUUCUAGUAACAGGAAGAUUCUUCCAAGGACUCUCGGCAGCCGUAGUAUGGACUGUCGGCCUUGCCCUCUUGUCCGAUACCAUUGCAAAAGAAGAAAUUGGUCAAGCAAUGGGUUACGUUGCGGCCGCUACAAGUCUCGGAUCACUUCUCGGACCUCUUUUGGGUGGUGUCGUCUACGCUCAUGCUGGAUAUUACGUUGUAUUUGCUAUGGGCUUCAUUAUUAUCGGUAUUGAUAUUGUUUUGCGGCUAAGUAUGAUUGAGAAAUCGGUAGCCCGGCAAUGGGAUAGCCCAGAUGAGGCUUCGACUGAUCCCAACUCUGCUCCUAAUCAGAACGACGAAAUCCAAACUGUACCCGCGACGGAUAUUGUUCCCGAAUCAGAGAAGGCUGUCACGACCCCUAAAUGGGUGCAACGCCUUCCCCCAUUGAUUACAUUACUACGGAUUCCUCGUCUCCUAGCUGCUCUGUUCGGAACCUUGGCCGCAUCCAUAUUCCUGGCCUCAUUCGACACUACACUACCUCUCUACGUCAAAGACACGUUCCAUUGGGAUUCAACUGGAGCAGGUCUAAUUUUCCUUUCCCUCGUUAUUCCCGCACUUCUGGGGCCUGUGUUUGGUUUCUUCUCCGAUAAAUACGGCACCAGAACACCGGUAACGAUUGGAUAUCUUGGAGCAGUGCCCUGUUGGAUUCUCCUGCGGUUCGUUACUUACGAUUCUGUUGGACAAAAAGUGCUGUUGUGUGCUCUUUUGGCACUUCUUGGUCUAUUCCUGACGAUGGUCUUCCCAGCGGUCAUGGCGGAAAUUGACCACACGGUGGCUUUAGAAGAGAAGAGGAGGCCCGAAGGCUUUGGUAAGAGAGGAGCUGCUGCUCAAGGAUUCGGAUUGUUCAAUCUUGCUUAUGCAGGCGGUUCAUUGGUUGGGCCUUUAUGGGCGGGUUUCGUGGUGCAAAACUCUGGCUGGGGAACGAUGGGGUGGUCUUUGGGAGUUUUGAGUGCUGUGGCCGCUGUGGUGGCAUUCUUUUGGACUGGGGGAAGGAUCGUGCUCAAAGGCACAGAGAGAAGGGGUAGUCUAGAAGUGGUGGUGUAA